Messenger RNA from Microcebus murinus (gray mouse lemur), 2247 nucleotides. The record is from RefSeq and is a predicted model, not a curated record. Lineage: Eukaryota; Metazoa; Chordata; Mammalia; Primates; Cheirogaleidae.
AUGGAGGGUGACCUCAGUGACCUGGAGCUGCAGCUGGGCCAUGCUACCCAGCAGGCCACAGAGGCCCAGGUGGCCACAUGGCUGCUGCAGGCCCAACUGAAGGAGGAGCAGGCGCAGGCCCUGGAACGCUGGGCUGCGCUGUCGGCUUCUGAGCUGGAGGAGCUGUGGGCUGCGCUGAAGCAGGGCGAGCGCAGGCUGGCGGAGCAGGAACUGUUGGAGGCCACCAAGCGCCUCAACCUCCUGCAUUCGCAGAACACAGGCCUUCUGAACCAGAAGAAGCAGCUCAAGGUGGAUUUGGCCCACCUGAGUGGGGAGGCAGAGAAGGCCAAAAAGGCCAUCACCAAUGCCACCAUGAUGGCUGAGGAACUGAAGAAAGAGCAGGACACAAGUGCACACCUGGAACGGAAGACACUGGAACAGAUGAUGUGGGAGCUCCAGGCCCAGCUUGAAGCUGAACAAGCUGCCCUCAGAGGUGAGAGGCAGGUACCUAUGGGGGUACUGGUGCAGACUGUGGGCCCCUGGCAGAGGCCAGUGGCCUGUCUGUCCAAGCGGGGUCGGGAGGCGGAGGAGCGGGAAGCACCACCACGGCCUCUGGCCCGGCUUCGAGAGGCCUCUCGGAAAAACCCCGGGGACCGCCCGCCGCGUCUGCAGCCCGCGCGGAGAGGUGCCGGGAGCGAAAGCGCCUCCCCUGCCUCGACGGCUCUCUUCUCCGCCCGCGCUCCCCGCCAUCGCCCGGGCGCAGCCCGAGCGGCAGAGGGCUGCCCAGCCGCCUGGUGCCCGCGGCCGAGAGCGAAGCCGACGGCCCGCGCCUCCCUGCGGGAACCGCGUGACGCGGCCCCGGCGUCGGCUCUGCCUCCGGCGGGCGGCUCGCAGGCGGUGGCGGCGGCCCGCUGCGGGAACCGAGCCUUCGAGCCGGCCCCGCGCGGCCGCCUCCCGCUCGUCCCGGCCGGCCGGCCGGUGCUCGCCAACGCCGACGGCACGAGGCGGCUGUCCCACCGCGCACGCUGCAGCCGCGGUCCGAGCGAGCAGGCCUCCACCCGCCUCCGCACAGGCGCCCACGUCCAGCGACAGAACGGAGACGGGCAGAGCGCCCGCACGCCGCUCCCGCCCCACCGGCCGCCGACGGCGCAGACCCCGCCCGCGGGCGCGCUCGGGAGUGCCAGCUUCCCUCAGGGCACGGGGGCCGCCUCCCUGGCGCGCAGAAGCGUGGCCGUGCAGACGCCUGCCUGCUGGGGCCCGCCCGGCCGGCCCGGGGACAGCCCCGCCGGCGCCGAGGCGGGGCGCGAGGACGUGUGCACCCCCGGGAGGCCCAGCAGCACCCUGUGCCGGGAGCUCGGGGGCCUGCGGCUGCUCGGCGUGGGCGUCCCAGCCACCCCGCUCUCGGCCCGCGCCGCGCUCAGGACGUUCUUGCUGGACAGCAGCCACCGAGCCAGGGCAGGGGCCGCCCCCGGGCACGGCACCCUUCCUGCCACGGCCAGCCGCGGACGUCCCCGAGCUUGCUCCUGUGGUACAUGUUCGAAGUCCCCGCGUGGUGCAGUGAGUGCAGGCUGGUCUGCCGCGUCCAUGAGGGAGCCUGGCGGUGCUUUCCCGGUGGGCCGGGUUAACCAGGGUCCUCAGAAGACUCAGCCGGGGAAAGCAGCUCCGGGCCGACCGGACAGCGCCAGUUCCGAAGAGGCCUACGUGUUCGUGCACCCAGGUCCCUGCGCCUCGCUGGCCUCGGAGCGGGAAGGUGCUGACGUCCGCGUCUCCACCAGCCCAGGGCGCCGCCACUCUGCCCUGCAUGGCUCCCUGCCCACCGCCCUUCCCGGGCACCGCGGCCCCAGCCAAGGGCGCGAGCUCCUGCCGCCCCCUGUCGACCGCAGCCUCAAGCCUGGCCAGAAAAGUACCGUGGGAUCCGAAGAUGUGACCCUGAGGCCUGUCACCGUGGGCAAAGACCCUGCACCUCUCUCCCUGAGAAGCGUCGCCGUCGUCGGUGAAUGCUCCUCCACGUCACCUGCCACCAGGUCUGGGCCCGGCCGCUCCUCCCCGAGCCACGGCCCCGUCCCCGCUCAGACCGGCGCCGGCGCAGCCUCCGGAGACAGUGCAGGGAGCCCGGAGCCUGUGCCACCCCAGUCCGCUGUCCCCCCGCAUGAGGAGGUGCACUAUGUCCAGGUGGACGAGGAGAAGACGCAGGCCCUGCAGAAGACUGCGCAGGACUGGGCGCGCCUGCGGCAGGCUGCGGAGCCCUCCAGGGGCGCCGAGCUGUGA